This is a messenger RNA of Acanthopagrus latus (yellowfin seabream), 6859 nucleotides long. RefSeq names its product 5'-nucleotidase, cytosolic IIa (gene nt5c2a). Bases 167 to 1846 code for a protein of 559 amino acids. Lineage: Eukaryota; Metazoa; Chordata; Actinopteri; Spariformes; Sparidae. The transcript has 18 exons. The record is from RefSeq and is a predicted model, not a curated record. Gene Ontology annotation, molecular function: 5'-nucleotidase activity.
AUGCGGGGGGUCGCAUUGGAGACCCAUCAAAGAUGGCGGCCGCGCUGAUACGUUUGCUCCAAUAGGCAGCGUAAGUCUAUGAGGCGUCUACGUAUGUUAUGUCUAUGAAAGAGGAAGAGGAAGAAGAAGAAGAAGGAGAAGAAGGAGAAGGAGGAAACGGUUAAAGAUGACGACGUCGUGGAGUGACCGCCUGCAGAACUAUGCUGACCUACCAGCCAACAUGGAUGGUGUGGCAAUGAAGAAGUAUCGACGUGAAGCACACCACAGAGUGUUUGUCAACCGAAGUUUGGCCAUGGAGAAGAUCAAGUGUUUUGGUUUUGAUAUGGAUUACACUCUGGCAGUGUAUAAAUCACCUGAGUAUGAGUCGUUGGGCUUCGACUUAACAGUGGAGCGCCUGGUGUCAAUUGGAUAUCCACAAGAGCUGCUCAACUUUGUCUACGACCCCUCCUUCCCCACCAGAGGUCUGGUGUUUGACACAAUGUAUGGCAACCUGCUUAAAGUGGAUGCCUAUGGAAAUAUCCUAGUGUGUGUGCACGGAUUCAACUUCGUGAGAGGACCUGAUAUCAGAGAGAUGUACCCCAACAAAUUUAUUCAACGUGGUGACACAGAGCGCUUCUCCAUCCUCAACACACUCUUCAACCUGCCUGAAACGUAUCUGUUUGCGUGCCUGGUUGACUUCUUCAGUAACUGCCCAAGAUACAAAAGUUGUGAGACUGGCUUCAAAGAUGGUGACCUGUUCAUGUCCUACAAGAGCAUGUUUCAGGAUGUCAGAGACGGAGUGGACUGGGUUCAUUUCAAGGGCUCCUUAAAAGAGAAAACAGUUGAAAACCUGGAGAAGUAUGUGGUUAAAGAUCCAAAGCUUCCUCUCCUCCUCAGUCGAAUGAAUGAAGUCGCCAAAGUAUUUCUAGCCACCAACAGUGACUACAAAUACACAGAGAAAAUUAUGUCCUACCUCUUUGACUUCCCUCAUGGCCCAAAGCCGGGUACACCACACCGGCCCUGGCAGUCGUACUUUGACCUGAUCCUGGUAGACGCCCGCAAACCUGUGUUCUUUGGAGAGGGGACAGUCUUGCGGCAGGUUGACACUACCACAGGUCGGCUGAAGAUUGGCACAUACACCGGACCUCUCCAGCAUGGGAUUGUUUACUCUGGAGGUUCUUCAGACAUGGUGUGUGACUUGCUGGGUGCAAAAGGAAAGGACAUUAUCUACAUCGGAGACCACAUUUUCGGUGACAUUCUUAAAUCCAAAAAGCGUCAGGGCUGGAGGACCUUCCUGGUGAUACCUGAGCUGGCCCAGGAGUUACAUGUGUGGACCGACAAGAGCUCAAUAUUUGAGGAACUUCAGUCCCUGGACUGCUUCCUCGCAGAGCUCUACAAGCAUCUGGACAGCAGCAGCAAUGAGAGGCCAGACAUCAGCUCGCUGCAGAGACGCAUUAAGAAAGUGACACACGACAUGGACAUGUGCUAUGGCAUGAUGGGAAGUUUGUUUCGCAGCGGAUCCCGGCAGACACUGUUUGCAUCCCAGGUCAUGCGGUAUGCUGACUUGUAUGCUGCCUCCUUCAUCAACCUGCUCUACUACCCAUUCAGCUAUCUGUUCCGAGCUGCACAUGUGCUGAUGCCUCAUGAGUCCACAGUGGAACACACACAUGUCAACAUCAUUGACACAGAGUCGCCGCUGGCCACAAGAAACCGCCAUGACAUUGACUUCAAGGAGAUGGAGUGCAAACGGCACCAGCUGACCCGCUCCAUCAGCGAGAUCCAGCCCCCCCAUUUCUUCCCUCAGGCUCCACAGGAGAUCACCCACUGCCAUGACGAGGAUGAUGACGAGGAGGAGGAGGAAGAGUAAACUCACAUCCAGUACAUCCUGUCUUUAUGUUUUAAGAUGUUUUUUUCUUUUUCUUUUAAAUAACUAAAGGGCUGUAGCAGCUUGCUGACCUGGUCUUGUACUAACAUGGACUACUGUUGAUUCAAGUAACUGAUAACUGUAUCUGUCUGUGGGUGAAAGAGAACUAUGUCUGUUUGUAGUGUAAGAUUCAGGCAACGGGAUGGUGGAAUUGAAAAUGACAAAGGAAGAGAAUAUCUACCUUACACAGUUAGAGUACCUGUUUAUUGUAUCCUGGAGCUCUGCUGGGUUUGUUUGACAAGGGAUUUUCUCCCUCUGUAUGGAGAGCAUUCAGGUUAUCUAUCCAGUAUACAUUUAUUAGUUUGUAGUGCAAACUUGCUGCCAUGCUGCUUUCUCCUGUGCCUCUCACUAUAAAACAUACAUAGAACUUCAAGAGGUUCAAUUUAAGGGAAUAAUCUGAAUCUAAAGUCAAAUCCUUGGUAUUUUGGGAGGCAUAUUAUUUUUGAGGUGAUUUUUAGAGACUAAUGGCCAAAUGUGGAGAUAUGAUAUGUGUAAGGUUUUCAACAUAGCUAGAAUUUAACAGAAUAAACGGUUAUAUUAGUGUUGAAAACAUCCACUGUAAAUGUCUGCAGUCGUAGGAUGCAUGUUUCUUUACCUGCAGUGCAGGAACACGGCAAGAUGUUUGGACCAGCAUGUGUUAACUUCGACUUGCCUCAGUGUUGAAAAGCAGCAAGCUGUCAUCCCUUCUUUGGGGAUCUUUCUUUUUUUAUUUAAGAAAUUGUGGGAAAUUUAGGAUUUUUUAAUAACAGCACAUCUGAGAGUGAACUUUUACCUGAGAACUGAACUGUAGUUUGUGUGUAUACAUAGCUGCUGAAACUAGACUCAGUCAUACAACAGCUCUACAACACACUUUUUUUGUACAUAUCUCAUGCUUACAGCUCAGAGAAAAUGUAUGUACUUAUUUAACCACUAAUUCUUUCACUGUGUAAUAACAACAUAUUUUCCAUAUCUUACAGAAUCCCAACGACUAUGGGGCCAAGUUUAUCACUCCAAGUCCUUACUGUUAUAUAGUCUGGUUACAUUAUGUUGUAUGUAUUAAAAUAACUGCAAAACUAAUGGAGAUAUCAUAACCUGCACAAUGGACUGUGACAUAGUCACUGCCUUAUUCUUCUAACAUUGAGUUGAUAGAGUGAGUGUGUAUGAGAAUUCUUGUUAAAAAUAGAUUUUGAACAUGUUAAUUUUUUUUCAUCUCAAGAAUGAAAGGUUAAAGUAUGGAAGCCCAUUCUGCCUGGAAAAAAAUGAUUAUUUAAGAUUCAAAUAAUGCUUUGGUAGUUAGAAAAGUUAAAAAUAUAAAAUACCAAGUCAACUAUUCUUCUUGAUAUAGUCAACAUUUUUCAGAUUUCAAAGUCAACAUUUCAAAGUUUGAUUUUGUGUCUCAGUGAUGUUAAAAUUAUGUGAAAUCAAGCUUUUGACUUAGAUUAGUAAGCAAGUCAAAAUCUUUUUUUUAUAUUUUUCAACUAUGAUGUAGGUUUGAAUUUAAAAACUAGACUCAAUGUCUCCUUUGUACUGUUUAAUUUUCUAAUUCAUGCUCAUAUUUUGCACUGUGGAUACACUGUUACCAACUGGGUUUUUUCCCUUUCCAACAGCAAGUUGAUAAACAAUCAGCUGCAGUGCCCGCAUAGCCGACCUCCUCAUGCUGUCCAUUUUUCCCUGCCAUAACAUAGCAUCCAAAAACUAAAAUAAUUGGAACACCAAACUUUAUUAUGAUAAAUAUUAUACAAAAACAAUUCAUUGUAGUCAGAACAUAAAAUAUUUUUAUACCACUUUUUAAUGUGUGAGUGUUCACGCCAUACCAACCUUUUGUGAACUCAUGAAUCUCACCAGCCGUCUUCUCUGAUCCGAAUAUCAACUGUCCAUGAUUUUACUUCCAGGGAUGAUCUUGUGUUCGUAGAGACAGACGCAGUGUGCAUGUAGGUGUGUGUGUGUCUGUGUGUGAGGGAGAGAGAGACACUUGAGUGACAGAGACGGAGGGAGAGCAGGGAAAGGAAAUGCGGCAGAACGAAUCCGCUGUUUUUAAGUAGCGUAAAAAAAUGUGAUGAAACGCAAUACAAAUUAGUGUGUGGCAAACACUUAUGCACAAAUGUCAUCACAGAUACUCUCAAUGUAGCGAGGAUGCAGUAGUGUAUUUGACUACACUUUAGAUCUCGUCAAAUUUGUUCAUGUUUUUAAGUUACAGCCUUGAUUUAAAGACCCUGUGAGGAGGACAUGCUAGCAGCAAUAGUGAUUCUCAGAUGAGGUAGAUGGUGGCCCUUUAAAAUCUCAGAUUCACAGCAGGCCUUUAUUUCACUGUAUGUGUGAUUCUGCAGUUUAUGUGGUACAGCCUCACACAACUUGACACAGAAGGCCUCAUGUCUAUUGUUGAGGCUGCCUCAUCCUGUUUUGGCUGAAUAGACAUAUUGUUAUGCUACUCGUCAGGAGGACUGUUGUCAAUAACAUGUCUCAAAUGGACAAGUUGAUUGCUUGAUGCUGUUGCCUUUGAAAGCUAGUUUAGACUUUAGUAAUCAGACAUAGUCAAGUGUAAAUAGAAACAACAAUAGUUAAUGCAUGUGUCAAAGCUGCAGUUUUUGAUGUUUUAUUUGAAUAUUGCCUUUGUUUUGAAGAACUUUUAGUUUAAGCAAGUUGAGAUGGUUUGAGUCAUGGCUGAUGUUUGUAAUAAACUUUCUGAUUUGAUAUUUUAGCUGGGUUUUCAUUUUAUAAAAUUCAGUAUUCUCACCCACUGGAUUGUCUUCCAGCCCAAGUUGCUAGCUAGCCGUGUUCAUGUCUUCUGUCACACACUUACACAUCUCCUCUUUGCUGUGUGUUCUAUUACUGCACUUAUUCACCUCAGACUGUGAGGCAGUCUAUCACAUUGCACCAAACCAAGUGUUCCCAGGACUCCACUGUUGUCUCCAAAGUUGAUCAAAGAUUUUGUAUAUGCAGGUCUAAGACUGGUGAUUGACAGAUUAUUUUGCAAUAUCGCCCUGUGAAUCACUGGUGAUGUGAGGUUGUUUAAAAAGGAACUCCCACCAUGAGGGAAGAACCAUAUGCUGAUUUAUGAUUGUAUUAGUGGUUAUGAACAUAUACAUGCUGCCAAGCUGUCUGCUGAUUUACCUUAGGAAUACUGUACUGUAUGUUGUCAUUACUAAACUCAAUUACAACAAGAUGCCAGCAGAGGGAGCUGAGAGCUUGAAACGACUAAACUGCACUGAGAAAUGCAAUUCAGUGGUCCUCAUGAAACCUUUGAUUACAAAUGGUGGUUGCACACUUUUUCUGUCCUCCCCUGUAACCAGACAGACUAGUCAACCUCAGUGAGGUGGGUGGAUUCAGGCUAUGUGAGUCUCCUUUGCGCUGGUCCUAUGCACAUUGAUGUUCUGUUCCGACUCAAUGCAUGGGAGGUGCAUGGAUUUUUCUUAAUGUUCCAGUGAAAAAUGGCAAAACAUGAAUGAGUGUAGGAACAACUAAUUCAGAUGCUAUACAGAACAAGGGCUGGUUUGAGUAUGACAAUUAUGCUAUAACUGUCACAGUCACUAGAUCCCAAUGCAACUUAACUAUCAGAAUUAUGAUAGCAUUCCUUACCACCUUCAUCAAAACACUAAAUGAGAAAAUGUCUUUAGAAAUAUACCGUCCAACCCUCCAUUACAGUUUUUUACACUUGGAGAAUUCUUGACAAAGAACACUGAAGCUGUUGUGAUACCGUCCAACCCUCCAUUACAGUUUUUUACACUUGGAGAAUUCUUGACAAAGAACACUGAAGCUGUUGUGAUGGCUUGUUCUAAAACUACACCUUACACACACUCAAUACAGUUACUUUGUAUUGUCACCUGUCUUUACACAUUUUUUAGUUGGAAAGUUACAUUAAAAGGUGUCUCAGUGGAUGCUGAGAUAAGUACCAGCAGAUGUAUGAACUGAAAUAGGAAAAGAGAGUUUUCAGCGUUUAAUCUUAUAAUGCUUAUCCAUAUAAAUAAAAGACAGCUUGCAAGGGAAAUAACUAUUAGCCUGAGCGGUCAGCACAAAAAGAGUGUUUAGUCUUGGAAGCCCUGUAGAGAAACAUUGUGAAAGGCAGAUGUGAGGUGUUUCCCGUUGAGAUGCUGUCCCUGGACCUGUAUCCUCGCAGACCUCAGGGAUCUGAUAAGACCACGUGCCGUCAUAGGGGAAGAAUAUUAUUUAGACCCAAGGUUUGAGAAAGGGGCUGAAAUUGACUGUAACUCCCCUCAGCCCUGUGUCUGAAUCAGGGGGGAGGGGGACUAACAUAUUUUUCAGUCAGUUCUUUAACAGAUCGUAUUGAAUGAACUUAUGCUAUUAAAGCAAAUGAAGAAUAUGUGCAACUAAAAUGUCAUACACAGACAUAACUACAGACUGUACAAUGGUCGCCUGACCAGCACAAGAGAGAGAGAUGAUUUGUUUCUACAUACCUAUCGAAUUUUGAGCUUCAGUUAGAUGUUACUUUAACAUUUAACAUGAAGGGUAUACAAUUAAUAUUAAAUACAGCAAUAAUUUAGUAAUAAACAGCUAACUAGUAUCUACUUAUCUACUUAUGAUGUUCAUAUUGAUUAUGGUAUAUAUACUAUUGGCUAUAUUUAUUAGUUCAUAAAGAUUAACAUUAGUGAAUACAUUAACAGUCAACUACUGUGUCUAGUAAUCAUCUUCUAAUGUUAACUGAGGUUAAUGUAUACAUUAUUUUCUUCAUGAAGAUGCUACCAUUAUUAGUAAAAUCUUAAAUAAGCAUAAUCAUUAAGUAACUGUAAACAUGGAUGAUAAAAUGUUUGACAUGCAUGUCAUAAAGUUAACAAACCAUCUAAUCAAGUGAAAACUAUUAGUUUUAUAAAUAACCGCUCCAUGGUCUCCAUGUUUGCUCACUCCUUUAUCUUCGUGUCCUCCACUUAUAGCUUAACCUAUACAUUAUUGAGAAUGUUAAACUGUAUGUGCAUUACUGUAUCCUAAAAAUACUGAUCAAAUAAAUGAAACACUUCAAUCACG